This is a messenger RNA of Raphanus sativus (radish), 616 nucleotides long. RefSeq names its product non-specific lipid transfer protein GPI-anchored 30. Lineage: Eukaryota; Viridiplantae; Streptophyta; Magnoliopsida; Brassicales; Brassicaceae. The transcript has 2 exons. Bases 14 to 478 code for a protein of 154 amino acids. The record is from RefSeq and is a predicted model, not a curated record.
UGGUGAAGAAUACAUGGAGAUGAAGUUUUUCUCUUUUUAUACCAUCGCAGUUGCACUUAUAGUUGUAGCCAACCUUGGGAUGAUGCACACAAGGGGGCAAAACGUUUCGUGCUUAAAUCAGCUUGCUCCAUGCCUAAAUUACCUGAAUGGAACCAAAGAAGUGCCUCAAGUUUGCUGUAACCCUCUCAAAUCAGUGAUAAAGAACAAUCCAGAAUGCUUGUGCCGUAUGAUAAGUAACCGAGGGAGUUCACGGGCGGAGCGAGCUGGCAUUGAUGUCAAUGAUGCUCAAAUGUUGCCUGCUCGAUGUGGAGAACACGUCAAUCCCAUUGCCUGCUUGACUCGAUCCCGAGGAUCUACUAACUCGGACCGAAGCUCCUCCGUUGGCAACUCCUUUUCUCAGUCGUAUUGGAUCACAACAUUAGCUUUUGCAGCAACUCUUUUGUCAUUUAUCCUUCAAAAUGAAUCUCUCAGUCUAUAGAACUAUGUUUGCUUGUCAACUCUGUUCAUUCUUUUUAUUUGCUUGAACAAUGCUUAUGUGCGUCAUCCACACAUCAAUGUACCAUUUUAUGAUUUAUAUAAAUCACACAUAAAUAGAUAAUUCCAUUUCUAAUAACCA